AUGCACGCCGAGAAUCGAAGGACACGGUGGCAGCAGGAGCGGGGCCACGUCGGAGGAGGUCAAGCUUUGGUGGCGGGGUCGGAGAAUCUGGUCGACCUGCUCGGAAUGAGCGUAAGGAGGCAGUGCGUGGAAACUGACUCGCAGUGAAGCGGGACUACGUAGGACGAAGGGUGGCUUCAAAGGUCGCCAAUCCAGGAGCAUACCACACCAGAAACAGCGGUUACUGCAUGCCAGUGAUUAACGUCUGUGACCAGCUUGUGAAUACCAUCUUUUGGUGGCAAUACGUGUUGUUAUUGUUGCUGUUGUUGUUGUUGUUGUUGUUGUUGUUUUCUUCACACAAAACUCGUGUCAGUUGCCAAUCCCAAAAUCUAGCAAAGACUUGGUCCGUGGUCACAAAAAUGCCAGAGCCAUCAGAAGAUCUAAAGAACACACACACUCUUAGCAAGAAAAGGGUAGACAAGCCCGAGGAGGUACACCUACAAUCCCUGCAGCACGUUUGCGUGCUCACAACUGAACUACACGCCCAC
Molecule: messenger RNA, 527 nt
Organism: Ectocarpus sp. CCAP 1310/34
Lineage: Eukaryota; Phaeophyceae; Ectocarpales; Ectocarpaceae
Source: the annotation of a GenBank genome assembly